AUGGGGCUGGGGACAGAGUUAGCUGAAGAAGUUGGUGCCUUGGCAAAGCAGUACCUGGAGAGAGGCCUCCUGGUGCCCGACCACGUCAUCACCCGCCUGAUGCUGGCGGAGCUGGAGAAGCGGCGGGAGCAGCACUGGCUGCUGGAUGGUUUCCCACGGACGCUGGGGCAAGCCGAGGCGCUGGACAGGAUCUGUGAGCUGGACCUGGUGAUCAGCUUGAACAUUCCCUUUGAGACGCUGAAGGAUCGGCUGAGCGCCCGCUGGGUGCACCCGGCCAGCGGCAGAGUCUACAACAUGGACUUCAACCCUCCCCACGUCCAGGGUGUGGAUGACCUGACGGGUGAGCCCCUGGUCCAGAGCCAGGACGACAGACCCGAGGCCGUGGCUGCCAGGCUCCGAAAAUACAAAGAUGCUGCAAAGCCAGUAAUAGAGCUCUACAAGAGCAGGGGCAUCCUUCACUCCUUCUCGGGGACAGAGACCAACAAAAUCUGGCCCUACGUCUACACCCUGCUUUCCAGCAAGAUCCCACCCCUUCUCUCAGAUGAGGAGAACUAA
Chaetura pelagica (chimney swift) is the source of this 555-nucleotide messenger RNA. It is a transcript of the gene AK4, whose product is annotated as adenylate kinase 4. Gene Ontology annotation, biological process: nucleobase-containing compound metabolic process. Lineage: Eukaryota; Metazoa; Chordata; Aves; Apodiformes; Apodidae. Bases 1 to 555 code for a protein of 184 amino acids. Gene Ontology annotation, molecular function: ATP binding; AMP kinase activity; nucleoside diphosphate kinase activity. The record is from RefSeq and is a predicted model, not a curated record. The transcript has 5 exons. Gene Ontology annotation, cellular component: cytoplasm.